Messenger RNA from Periconia digitata, 1853 nucleotides. The record is from the annotation of a GenBank genome assembly. Lineage: Eukaryota; Fungi; Ascomycota; Dothideomycetes; Pleosporales; Periconiaceae.
UCCCCACGUCCAAAUAAUAAUCUCAUUCGAAGAAUGGUACACUUUCUUCAAUUCACCUCGCUUUCCACGGGCUCUGGACCUCACACUGACAGCAUCGCUCGAUGGAUAAUGAUGGUGAUGAUAGUGAUGAUGAUGAUGAUGAUGAUAUGAGGAGACAGCACUCAUUCAGCCAUGUAUAUGCAUGCACUGUGUAUGAAUGCAUCUAUGUACGUACGCACAGACAGCUCGGAACUGCUGGCAUCUAGAGCUUUAUUGAUGACUGCAAACAAUAAUGCACGCGUACAUCAACUGCUAUCUACAUGGGCGUGUCCCUAUGGAUACAUGUAUACGUAAAUCCAUCUGUAUGCAUGUACUGAUGAUGAGAAUGAUGAUGAAUGGCGCCAUGUCUUCGGCUCUCGUCGCCCGUCUCCAUAAUGGUGCAUGAGCAAGUGACUACGUAUACAUAAAAAGUAAACAAAGCAAAAGCACUCUGCAUGCACUCAGAUAGCUACCUACCUAGUUACGGCAUGUCUGUCUAUCACCGUGUACAUGGACCACCACCGAUGUCUUCUUCUCCUUCUCCUUCUCCUUCUUCUUCGUCUUCUGCCGCUUCUGCUGCUAUCGCCCGCCCACUUGAAAUCCAAAGGAGACAAAGUAGUUCAAACGUGUCAUGGCGACGAACCGCUGAUCGGUGAUCGCAAUCCCCCCAAACUGUUGCAACCCUAUCGUCGACAUCCUUAUGGCUGGCUGCUAUCACGCACCUGGCCGUGGCGUUCGAACGUCGGACGUGCUCGAAGCGCUUCUGCCCAUGAUCCCUGCCGCCAUUGUCCCAAUCCAUGCCGCCUUAUCAGGGGCCUCUCUCUCUCUCUCUCUCUCUCUCUCUCAACCGCUGCAUCCAUCAUCCAUCAAACAAUUGUCCGCCGCCGCCGCCGCCGCCGUCGUUGCUCCCCAUAUGCUAGACUAUUCUAUGCCUACCACCGCCGAUGGUGUGCAGCAAUAUAAAUAGAUGGUGUCUCGGGAAAUUGCCGCUGCUGCACCAACCUAUCCAUCCAUCCAUGCCUGCAUGCAUGCAUGCCAUUAUUUCUCCAUUGUUUCUUCCAAUAAAGACCUUGGUCGGAAUAGGGGCACACGACUCCAGAGCAUAUGCCUAUGUAGUACCUAGGUAUGGAUGUGUUGUACUCACUCAGGCCCAUCUCCUUCGACGAGAAAUGGUCAAUUCAUCGCUGCGCGCCUCAAGGCCCCUUGGUAUCGCCACUAUCGCGCAGAUCCACUCCCCAUCCACCUUAGCAGACGUUCAAAGCAGAGGCACUCCGAGAGAAUAAUCUCCCUGAAAUGCAAAGCAGCGACGCGCAAUCAAACGGGCAAUCGCAUAACCAACACAAUAUUCAGGCCAGACAAAACCAAGCCAACUGUGAAGAUCAAACCCACCCCAACUGCAAACUUUUUUCCCUGUUGCCUCUUCCGUCUCCAACAGCGCACGCCACAUUGCUCCAUCGCGCACGUUUAUGCACAACACGCAAUGGAACAAGAAAGCAACAGAAGGAUUAUCAUGCAAAUCCCUUCUGUCCCUCUCAAUCUGCAACCGCAAUCCUCGUAUUCUUCCACCUCAAACUAGCGUUUCAUAUUUUCCCUUGUGCCCUCGAAUUGGAAUAUUCCCUCCCAGAAUGAACCGAACAAAAGAAAAUAAGGGAUCUUCCCCCUUCCCUUCCCUGAAAUCGAACAAGACCCUCGACCCGUUCUCUUGCUUGCAAUCCUUCAAUCUUUGUUCCCCCGAGAUCCCAAAACCCCAAUCGCCUAUCCCCAACGAUUCCAAUUUCCCCUUUUCCCUUUUCAUUUCUUGGUCCACUACCCUCUUAGUAAGGAGUGGCUGUACC